AUGGGCGCCAGCGAUUCCAAGCUAGUCUUCAAGAAGGGCAUCUUCAGACUAUCAGAAGAGCGACAUAUACCUGCUGAUGACCCUUAUUGGACCUCUUUCUGGGAGCUACCCGAAUCCUCAGAGGACAUCUUUAGUCUUUUUGCGCCUGCAGACAUUCGUCGGACUCGCGAUAGAGCGAUUGAGAAUCUAGAAACCCUCAUACUUGCCGUAACCUCUCGCCUUUUUAUAUUGCGACAUCAUCCUUCCUUCCCCGAUCCCGAAUUCGCACCCGAGCGCGAUGCCCUGAACUGCAUCCGCAUCCUCACCCGUGUCCUGCCCUACCUGUAUGAAGUAGACCACCUGCAAGGCUGGGAAGAUAAGUUCUUCUGGGGUACUAGGCGGAAACGAACGAGACGAGCUACUAUCGCGAACGAAGUCAUUUUCGAUGAAGCGCAGGAAGAAGCGAAACCACCCUCUGACGAGUUCGAGGACGCGAAGCCCCUAGCAGAGGAGCUUAUCGACACUCUAAUCGACCUCCUUUUCUUCUCCGACCUAACCGUUCCGAAGCAGCCCCAUGGCAAACCAAAAGUCACCUAUGCCAUUUGGCAGAGCGGCGUGGGCUGCAACACCGCCGUGCCUACGACAAAGGAGUACGAAAGUAACCGAUGCGAGAUUCUACGCCUCCUCCUAACCCUAGCAGGCCAGAGCAUGUACAUAUCGCCCAAUAUACUACCAACUAGAGGUGCCAAGUCCUUGACAUAUAUCUGUACAUGCCCGGAUAAACAAAUCGUCUUAUCGGUCUUGUGCUCUUUGCUGAACACUACUCUAAAAUACAACCCGGCAAGUUGGCGUGUACCUUAUAACACCCUCAUGUUCAAGGAUCCCAAGGAGAUCCUCAUCGCCUAUACCCUACAAUUCCUGCUUGUCAUCCUUCUUUAUCCAAUACCCGAGCCCAUCACCGGCUCUGCGCCUAAGAAUUACUACCGUCAUUUCCUCGGAAGACUACAUCGUCCUCAAGAUUUCCAAUUCAUUGUUGAUGGUAUGACGCGGAUACUCAAUCAACCUAUCCAGGCCAAUAUCUCGUAUAUUCCCGGAGCCCAGACCGCGACUAGAUUUUCUCCCGAGAUAAUAAUGCUCUUCUGGGAGAUCACCCAAUGCAACAAACGAUUUAGAUCUUUUAUGAUCGAUACGCAAAGAGCCCAUGACUUUGUCAUUCUCCUUCUUUUCUACGCCACCGAAUAUAAGGCCGAUGCCUCAAAGCAAGGUGUGGUCCGAAUGUGCGCGUUCUUGCUACAGACGUUGAGUGUUGAGAAAAACUUUGGCGUCAAUCUUAACAAGAACUUCGAAGGACAGGAAACAUUACCAGUUGUCAUUCGAAUCCCCGGGUUCAAAGGCACAUAUGCCGACUACUUGAUACAAUCGAUAUACAACCUUAUAACAAGAAGCCAGGGCAAGCUUUCUGCUAUAUACCCGGCGCUACUUGCUGUGAUUAACAAUAUAUCUGCUUACCUGGAAGGCAUCAACGGCACGACAGGUUCAAAACUACUGCAGCUAUUCUCCUCGAUGUCUUCUCCCUCAUUUCUUCUUGCCAAUGACAGCAAUCAUAAUCUCCUGGCGUCCCUCCUAGAGUCUAUAAAUGCUUUAAUUGAGCAUCAAUACAAGAAGAAUCCUCACUUUAUCUACCUAAUACUAAAGAACAGGAAACGCUUUGAGGCGUUACGAAGUUUCACGCUCGAGAAUGGCCAAGAGGAACUCGAGCGAAGGAACCGUAGAAGAAAAGAAGCCGGACAGUCCCUGGACCCAUUAGAUGCAAGUUCCCGACGAAGCUCCGUCGACAGUUUACGCAGCCCUGUUACGACGCAACCGAGAACGCCAACGCUAAGCAAUGUACCCGAGGAAGAUGCGACGUUUGCUAUCGGUGACGCCGAGGACGAUAGUGAUGAAGAAGACGAUAGCCGCCCAACGCCAGCACAAUCCAGCCCGAGCGAGAAUCCUUCUCGAGCCUCAUCCGUCGCUGACGUGGAAGAUGCAGUACCAACGCAAUUAAGGGGCAUGUCAGAGAAAGCUAGGGGCAAAAUGCCCGCUGGGGUACCAACAUUCUCCCGGCAGAAUAGCGUGACCAGUCUCGGCAGCUAUUCGGGAGCCGGCCAAUCCGCGCCUGGUGUUUUCGAACCUUCGGCGGAAUGGAUUGAGAGUUGGCUACCCGAACUUCCUCUCCAUACGAUACUAACCGUCAUCCAACAGCUGACGGUAUUAAUUAACCGACAAGGACUCACGGCAGAGGUACCGUCGUCCGCAACCCUGAAGGCCAUUCAAGAGGCGGACUUAGUCGGUAUAGAGCCUUCCCCGGUCAGGGUUCAUUCAUUUGAAUGGUCGCCCCUUGCUCUGGGUUGGUAUGAAUCGCUGAUCUGGAGCUUCGUUUUCGCAAGCGAGAUGCAGGUAUCGAAGGGCACCGUUGGCGUGUGGAACGGAACGGCAAUCAAGUUGUUCAAAGUGCAGGAGACGGCCGCUCAGGGACCGACCUUAACAUCUCCCCGAGGAGCGGUAGAUGCCGUCGGGAACAAUAUUGUGUCGAGGAUCGGGUCUAUCAAUCUGCGAGGCGCGCCAGCAUCGCCGGCGUCCCCCGGACUACCGCCCCAGCGCCACGUACAGCCGUCAACAAGAUGAUAGUAGUAGAGAGCAGACCAGCUUAACUAUGUUAUGUACCGUAAAGCAACCAGAUUUCUAUCUAUACUCUACGACCAUGUGACCUAGAGGAUUGGUUUAGCGUUUAAUUCAUGUCAGUUCUCUGGAAAGGAAUUCAAUAUAAAGCCUAUUAAACCCUGGAUCGUUUUAAGCCCCUCUGAUAUCCUGAUAAAAUACUAUAUUUUAGUACGUUUCGUCGAAUACCUAGUUUGGAGUUAGGUAUCUGUAUAAUACCUCAACUUAGCCAAGUACCUAAAGAGGUAUUCAUCAGUAAGCAGCGGCCGUAGUAUCUAUUCCCUGCCUUUCAUAUUCAUAACAAAGACAUCUUAACAACGUAACUUUAUGUAACGGAACUGUAGCUUUUGGUACCCCGUGGGGAAACAACAC
Daldinia caldariorum is the source of this 3051-nucleotide messenger RNA. RefSeq names its product high-temperature-induced dauer-formation protein-domain-containing protein. Gene Ontology annotation, cellular component: membrane; Golgi medial cisterna; Golgi trans cisterna. The coding region runs from base 1 to 2646 and encodes 881 amino acids. The transcript is spliced from 5 exons. Lineage: Eukaryota; Fungi; Ascomycota; Sordariomycetes; Xylariales; Hypoxylaceae. The record is from RefSeq and is a predicted model, not a curated record.